Trifolium pratense (red clover) is the source of this 996-nucleotide messenger RNA. Its product is annotated as protein TIFY 3B-like. Gene Ontology annotation, cellular component: nucleus. Gene Ontology annotation, biological process: response to wounding; regulation of defense response; regulation of jasmonic acid mediated signaling pathway. The transcript has 5 exons. The record is from RefSeq and is a predicted model, not a curated record. The coding region runs from base 181 to 705 and encodes 174 amino acids. Lineage: Eukaryota; Viridiplantae; Streptophyta; Magnoliopsida; Fabales; Fabaceae.
CAUGUUGCUUAAAGUAACCGGCAAUAAUUAUAUAGUUGAUCACUACAAUAUUCCCAAAGGAAUCAAACCAGCUUUCUAAAACCAUUGAAAUUAUCAAAACUUUUUUCCAAAAUUUAUAGUCAAAACUCUUCCUUUCAACAAUUCUCAUCUCUUAAUUUUGUUGAUCCACUUGUGGGAUCAAUGAUGAAUUCCUCAGCAAACAAGUCCAUGCCAGCAUCUGGAAUGAACACAGUGGUUCCUAAUACAAGUCAGCUUACCAUAUUCUAUAAUGGGAGUAUUUGUAUCUAUGAUGGAAUACCUGCAGAAAAGGUGCAGGAAAUAAUGCUCAUGGCUGCUGCUGCGGCCAAGUCUACUGAAACGAAGAAGAUUGUGAAACAAUCUCCCGUCCCUUCACCUGCUCCAACUAGGCCUUCUUCUCCACAUGGAACCACUGAUAAUAUUGCUUCACAGCAGGGACUCUGCUAUCCUGCACAGAAGAGUUCCAUCUGCAGGCUGCAAGAAUUUCCAAUAGCACGCAGACAUUCACUUCAAAUGUUUCUUCAGAAGCGGCGAGACAGGUUGGGUAGUAAAGCACCUUAUCCUUCCUCCCCAACAACAAAGGUGGCUGACAACAUAGAGAACAACUUCUGUUCUGAGAAUUCCCCAGAUUCGGUUUCAAUGAAGGGACCAAAGGAGGAAUUGCUGCCAACUAUAUCUACCUCUUAAGCAGAAUUCUAGUGUUGUUGUUUAUACUUUAUAUGUUUAUGUUCUGUCUGUGGGAGAUAAUGUGCAUUAUGCAUGUAGAACUACAGAAACUAAUAUAACUGUUAUUAUUAUGUUCUGAAAACAUAACUACUGAACCUGAAAUUGUAACAAGUGUGACUUGGAAGUUGCAUGUCUCUGGUCAUGUCUAGAAAGAAAGCUUUGUGCUUAGAUCACUCAUUAUAAAUCGUAUUUACCUGUAUCUGACUGUGUAAACAACUAAUUAAUAAGUAUAUGUUGUGUUGAUGUUCAAAA